AUGUCUGACAUUGCCCCUCUACAAUCUAUGAUACCACCUGGUAGUAGCCCAGCCUACCCAGAAUUACACUACAAUGAUGCUGGCAAUGCCUAUACAUGCAAUGCAGCUGGUGCUUGGGUUCCUCACCCAGGAAUUUGCAAGGCUAUUACUACAUCUCAACAGUCUUUUUGCAUCAAACAUGGGGAGCCCCAACUGAGUCUUAGCUGUGAGCUUGGCACCUACACACUCAGAACUCCAGCCAUGUUCCAAUCCAAGGAAGACACACCACUCUUACUGUCCAGUUAUCAUACUCCUCUGCACCAGAUGCUGAUGAACAGUAUGAUCGAUCCUGCAUUCCUUCCCCUACCUGAAUCUGGUGAUCUUGACUUGACUGACACUGUAACUAUUGCAGAGGCUCAAGGCCACACUCCAGUGGUCAAAGCAGCAGGCUUGCAUCACCAGGUCAAAGGCCUGAGGGGCAAAGGUAAAACCAAGGAAAAUUUGACAUCUGCUAACUCAAAAAAGCAUUCCCGAGAGUACGCUGAUGAAGAUGAUGAGGCACAUGUGCAGCAAGGCUGCCCUCAAGGAUCUAACAACUAUAUGAUUUCAGAUGUGACUAUUCUUCUUGACAUGGUCUGUCAGGAGCCCCCCCUUGGUCAAUGUGGGUGGCAGGCUGUCCAUGUCAAGUUUUGCCAAUGGGUGAAAGCAAAUGGCCAUCCUGAGCACAAAGUCACUUCACUCGAGAUGAAGUUCAAGCAGCUUGUAAAGACUAUGAAGCCCACAGGAGAUGGUGUCUGCCCUCCAGAUGUCACAUGUGCACUUCGCAUUGAUCAACUUAUCAACGAGUGUGCGGGAACCUGUGACCUGGAUGAUAUGGAUUUUGAUACCAUUGAAGAUGAUGACAAUCACUCUGUUGUCUCCAAUGAGAUCAACAUUCAGGAUGAGCCAUACCAUACCUUCCCCCAGUUCAGCACACUGCUGUUGCAUGCUUCACUGCUCACACAGAUGCCCCUGUUCCGCAUUGCAAUGCUCGAGGAGCUGCAGCUACAGAUCUCCUCACUCACCUUUCUGGAGCUUUUGACCCAGCUGCCCAAGCCAGCAGCUGUGUGA
Molecule: messenger RNA, 1089 nt
Organism: Suillus subaureus
Lineage: Eukaryota; Fungi; Basidiomycota; Agaricomycetes; Boletales; Suillaceae
Exons: 5
Coding region: 1-1089 (362 amino acids)
Source: RefSeq, a predicted model, not a curated record